This is a messenger RNA of Colletotrichum phormii, 3531 nucleotides long. Its product is annotated as hydroxymethylglutaryl-coenzyme A reductase. Gene Ontology annotation, biological process: ergosterol biosynthetic process; coenzyme A metabolic process; isoprenoid biosynthetic process. Gene Ontology annotation, cellular component: endoplasmic reticulum membrane; peroxisomal membrane. Bases 1 to 3531 code for a protein of 1176 amino acids. NCBI's taxonomy places the organism in Eukaryota, Fungi, Ascomycota, Sordariomycetes, Glomerellales, Glomerellaceae. The record is from RefSeq and is a predicted model, not a curated record. The transcript has 2 exons. Gene Ontology annotation, molecular function: hydroxymethylglutaryl-CoA reductase (NADPH) activity; protein binding.
AUGAUAUCCUCAACACUUCUCCCCCGCCGCUUUCGGGGUGAGCAGCCUGCCGCUCAGGCCGCUGCUCCCUCCUGGGUCAACAAGAAGAUCACACCAGCUCUAAAGUUCCUCUCCAAGCUCGCCUGCUCGCACCCCAUCCACACUGUUGUCAUUGUUGCUGUUCUGGCCAGCACUUCGUACGUGGGAUUGCUGCAAGAGAGCUUGUUCGAUGCCACCAUCAGCGUCCGCACUGCCGACUGGUCAUCCCUCGUCGAGGGCAGCCGACGCCUGCAAGCCGGCCCCGAAACUGCCUGGAAAUGGCAGAACGUCGAGCCCGAGGCCUCCAUCGCCGGUGAAGUCGACCACCAGGCCCUCCUGACCCUCGUUUUCCCCGAAUCUCAGUCUCCCGAGUCGAUCAACACCGCCCCGCGCACCCACACCGUUCCGAUUCCCCAGAACCUCUCCAUCACCUCGCUUCCCUCGACCUCCAACUCCCUGACCACCUACUCCCAGGACAGCGCCCUCGCCUUCGCCGUGCCCUACUCCCAGGCCGCCGAGUUCCUGUCAGUAGCUCAGGAGAUCCCCGAUGCCACCAGCGACGAGACGGAGACGAUGCAUGGCAAGGAGAAGAAGAUGUGGAUUAUGAAGGCUGCCAAGGUCCACACCCGUAACAGUCUGGUCCAGUGGGCUCGCAACGGCUGGACAGAGUUCCUCGACCUGCUCAAGAACGCCGAGGCUCUCGACAUCUUCAUCAUGGUCCUCGGAUACCUGUCCAUGCACCUGACCUUUGUCUCGCUUUUCCUCUCCAUGCGCCGCAUGGGCUCCAACUUCUGGCUCUUCACCAACGUCCUCUUCUCCUCCGUCUUCGCCUUCCUGUUUGGUCUGCUUGUCACCACCAAGCUCGGUGUCCCAAUCACAAUGGUGCUCCUGUCCGAGGGCCUGCCGUUCCUGGUUGUAACCAUUGGUUUCGAGAAGAACAUCAUUCUGACCCGCGCCGUGCUGUCGCACGCCGUUGAGCACCGCCGGCCGCAGGAGAACAUGGAUGACAGAAAGUCCAGCAAGAAGUCCGACGUGUCGUCCCCCAACGUCAUCCAGUACGCUGUGCAGGCAGCCAUCAAGGAGAAGGGCUACGACAUUGUCAAGGAUUACGCCAUUGAGAUCGGCAUUCUCGUUCUCGGUGCUGCCUCCGGUGUCCAGGGUGGUCUGCAGCAGUUCUGCUUCCUUGCCGCCUGGAUUCUCUUCUUCGACUGCAUUCUUCUCUUCUCCUUCUAUACCGCCAUCCUGAGCAUCAAGCUCGAGAUCAACCGCAUCAAGCGCCAUGUCCAGAUGCGCCGCGCACUUGAAGACGACGGCGUCAGCCACCGCGUGGCCGAGACCGUGGCCAAGAGCAACGAUUGGCCCGAGUUCGGCGGCAAGGCCCCCAAGGAGACUUCUUUGUUCGGCAAGCAGAUGAAGAGCAGCAACGUUCCCAAAUUUAAGGUCCUUAUGGUCAGCGGUUUCGUCCUGAUCAACGCCAUCAACAUUUGCACUAUCCCCUUCCGCAACUCUAGCUCACUGCCCAGCUUGGCUUCCCUGACUGGCGGUCUCAGCGCCGUUGUCACUGCUCCUCCCGUUGACCCCUUCAAGGUUGCCUCGAACGGCCUUGACGCCAUUUUGGAAUCCGCCAAGGCCAACGAGCGCCGCACCGUUGUCACCGUCCUUACACCCAUCAAGUACGAGCUCGAGUACCCCUCUAUCCACUACGCGCUUCCCUCUCCUGCGAGCAAGUCUGGCCAAAAGCACCAGGAUGAGUAUGAUACGUUUGAGAGCUACGGCAUGGGUGGUCGCAUGGUUGGCAGCAUUCUGAAGAGCCUCGAGGACCCCGUUCUCUCCAAGUGGAUCAUUGUCGCCCUCGCCAUGAGUGUCGCCCUGAACGGCUAUCUGUUCAACGCUGCUCGCUGGGGUAUCAAGGACCCCAACGUUCCCGACCACCAGAUCGACCCCAAGGAGCUUGCUCGCGCCGAGAAGUUUAACGAUACCGAUUCGGCUACCCUGCCCCUUGGCGAGUACAUUCCUGAGACGCCCAGGCCUGCCACACCCGCCUUGACCGACGACGAGUCUGGCGAAGCUGCUGCUCCCGUCGAGCAGCGCACCAUUGCCCAGCUUGAGAAGAUGAUUGCCGAGAAGCGUGUACACGAGAUGACUGAUCACGAGAUUGUCGGCAUGUCUCUUCGUGGCAAGAUCCCCGGUUACUCUCUCGAGCGCACCCUGAAGGACUUUACUCGUGCUGUCAAGAUUCGCCGUUCCAUCAUCUCCCGCACCAAAGCUACUUCUGACUUGACUAACAGUCUCGAGCGGUCCAAGCUUCCCUACCACCACUACAACUGGGAGCGUGUCUUUGGCGCGUGCUGCGAGAAUGUCGUCGGUUACCUUCCCCUGCCUGUCGGUGUUGCUGGUCCUCUUGUUAUCGACGGACAGAGCUACUUCAUCCCCAUGGCUACCACCGAGGGUGUCCUGGUCGCCUCUGCCAGUCGGGGCUGCAAAGCCAUCAACUCUGGUGGCGGUGCCGUCACCGUACUCACUGGCGAUGGCAUGACCCGUGGACCUUGCGUUGGAUUCGAGACCCUGGAACGUGCUGGUGCUGCCAAGAUCUGGCUCGAUUCCGAGGCUGGUCAGACUACCAUGAAGAAGGCUUUCAACUCUACCAGUAACUUUGCCCGUCUUCAGACCAUGAAGACUGCGCUGGCCGGUACCAACCUCUACAUCCGCUUCAAGACGACCACUGGUGACGCCAUGGGUAUGAACAUGAUUUCCAAGGGUGUCGAGCACGCCCUUUCCGUCAUGGCAUCUGAGGGCUUUGAGGACAUGAGCAUCGUUUCGGUCUCUGGUAACUACUGCACGGACAAGAAGGCAGCCGCCAUCAACUGGAUUGACGGACGUGGAAAGAGUGUCGUCGCCGAGGCUAUCAUCCCCGCUGACGUUGUCAAGAACGUCCUCAAGAGUGACGUUGACACCCUCGUCCAGCUCAACGUUGACAAGAACCUGAUUGGCUCUGCUAUGGCUGGUUCAAUCGGAGGUUUCAACGCCCACGCCGCCAACAUCGUCGCUGCUAUCUUCCUCGCCACCGGACAAGACCCUGCGCAAGUUGUCGAGAGUGCUAACUGUAUCACCAUCAUGAAGAACCUUCGUGGUUCUCUCCAAAUCUCCGUCUCCAUGCCCUCGCUUGAAGUCGGGACCCUCGGUGGCGGAACCAUUCUUGAGCCUCAGAGCGCCAUGCUCGACAUGCUCGGUGUUCGCGGCCCCCACCCCACGACCCCGGGCGAGAACGCCCGCCGUCUGGCCCGUAUUAUUGCUGCUGGUGUCCUGGCCGGUGAACUGUCACUGUGCAGUGCUUUGGCUGCCGGUCACCUGGUUAGUGCGCACAUGCAACACAACCGUUCUGCACCCCCUACGCGGACCAACACGCCGGCCCCGGCCAGCGGAACCAUGACACCCGUUGGUCUGGCCAUGACCAGUGCCGUCGAAAAGGCUGCCAGCAAGAGCGCGGCGGCUGUCGAUCGGGCGCGUCGUUGA